AUGGAUCUCUCGAAAACACUGAUUCGGACUGUCGCCCGAGCCUUCUACGAGACCCGUCACAUCUUAGUAGUCGAUGCGCUGUUCUUACAUUCAGUUCUUCAUGCUGAAGACCUUGCCUUUUUGAUGGGCAUGCAACUGAAGGAUAUGCGCAAGCUUUGUGCCAGACUUCGCGAGGAUCGCUUGAUCGGAGUGAGCACACGUGCUGAGAUUCGAGAUGGCGCCACUCGCCCAGUCAACCGCGAAUACUAUUACAUCCCUUUACAUCCGGUUGUUGACGCGAUCAAAUACAAAGUCUCGAAGUUGACGGCAGCUAUUAUGGCACAAUACACACCGAGCGAGGAGCGGAAGGAAUACAUAUGUGUGCGAUGCAAAUCAGAAUGGACAGAACUGGACGUACUGAGUCUAGUCAGCGAAGAAGGGUUCGAAUGUCAAAAUUGCGGCGCCAUCCUGGAACGGACGGAAGACGUGAAGGGCGUGGAGGGGAUUGAUCGGACAGGUCACGAGAAAAAUAGUAAACUCAUGUCCCAGCUUGACAACAUGCUCAAGCUGCUGAAGCAAAUCGACUCUGUGGAAAUCCCGCCGAACGACUUCGAAACCGCAUGGGAUCAUAAGGUGGAAGUUAUCCGGAACCAGAACACUCACCCCGUCCGUGCCGCGAUCGCUGUUCCACCUAAAGCCCAAGACAUCACACGACCAAAUGCCAAGACCGACGCAGCCGCGCUGGAGAUCUCUCUCACAUCCAGUGAGGAGAAGAGCGCCGCCGAGGUGGCCGACGAGGCCGCUCGUAAAGCAGCAGUCGAGAAGCAGAAUGCUCUGCCCGUAUGGCACACACAUUCCACGGUCAACGCAGCCCAGAUCGGAACCUCCCAGGUGAAGACAGAAACGGGCACCGCGGUGAAGGCCGAGCUUGCGGACGUGGACCAGAAACCCAGUGUGGAUGCCCUGGACGACAAGGUCGCCGCUUACUACGCGGAAAUGGAACGUGAGAAGGCCCUACAAGCCGAAGCAGAUGCCAGCAGCGCGGAAGAUGACUCAGACGAGGAGGACUUCGAGGAUGUUGAGGGUAUCUCUGGUCCCAGUGGUCCGAGUACACCUGCCGUGGCUGGUGGUCCCACGAGUGUGCCUGCCACGUCUUCUGGUAGCGCCGGUGUCAAGCGUGAACUUGAAUCGACUUCCAGUGCCCCUCAAUCUUCUGUUGGCACGCCGUCUACGCCUGCGGAUGACGGACCCGCGGCUAAGAAGGUCAAGGUUGAGCCUGGUAUCAAACCUGAUCCUGAUGUUGCGGUUGCGGUUGAGGCUGAGGUAAAGAAGGAGGCUGAGGAGUCUGAUGAGGAUGAUGAGGAAUUCGAGGACGUUUAA
Messenger RNA from Penicillium bovifimosum, 1359 nucleotides. RefSeq names its product putative transcription factor TFIIE complex alpha subunit. The record is from RefSeq and is a predicted model, not a curated record. Gene Ontology annotation, cellular component: transcription factor TFIIE complex. Gene Ontology annotation, biological process: transcription open complex formation at RNA polymerase II promoter; transcription initiation at RNA polymerase II promoter. The transcript is spliced from 3 exons. The coding region runs from base 1 to 1359 and encodes 452 amino acids. Lineage: Eukaryota; Fungi; Ascomycota; Eurotiomycetes; Eurotiales; Aspergillaceae.